Molecule: messenger RNA, 807 nt
Organism: Clavispora lusitaniae ATCC 42720
Lineage: Eukaryota; Fungi; Ascomycota; Pichiomycetes; Serinales; Metschnikowiaceae
Biological process (GO): microtubule-based process
Cellular component (GO): nucleus; cytoplasm
Source: RefSeq, a predicted model, not a curated record
AUGGACACACAGCUUCUUGACGCCGUGCAGCUACGAUUGAGUCAGCGGGAGGCCAUUCUCGCCAACUCAGACUUCUUUUCGCGGUCUUUAGCUGUUCUAGAAGAUGUUGGUUUCAAUCACAUCCACUGUUUGGCCCUUGGCUCGCCCACAAAGGAGUUCCAGGCGCUAUAUCAACUUGCCUUCUUGAAACUCUUGGUUAAGAAAUUCGCCACAGCACAGGUGCUGGUGUAUGACCCGGUGUUCGACGAGAAUGAUGCUCAUCUCUUGGAAUCGGUUCUUGGCUACCGCAUUGCAGACGUUUCAAAAGACGACGAUGCCAGUGCUACGUUAUACUACAUGCCACAUGCGCCGCGCAGCGUGACUGAUAAAUUUAUUGCUACCAUUCAACCCCGAUGGAUCUUGGGAAAUGACGUGACCGUGACAAUGGGCACUUUGGGAAAGGCUCGCUUCCUCGCAGAGUACCCUACAUUGGCAACAUUAGUGCAUGUGGCAGUGAAGGAUGAAAAGAAGACAGUUCUUAGUGAUCAGGAUGGGAAAGAAGCGGGCAAAUCAGGUACAUCAGAAGACGAAAAAUUGCAUAAAGAGAAAACAACAGAUCAUGAUCAUGGGUCAUCAGCGGACGGGUUUCGCGUUGCUGGUCGGAGACGGAAGCGCAAGAAUGUGUACGUGGAGCCCGUAUUAGAAUAUGAUGUGGACCUGGCAUAUUUUGAGCUGGUUGUUGUGAAGCGACUUGAAUGCUCUGCAUCGGAGGCCUGGAAAGACUCCUUCAGCGAUUUGGCAUUAAAUAUCAUCGUGGGAAAGACAUAG